Molecule: messenger RNA, 3159 nt
Organism: Amaranthus tricolor (Joseph's coat)
Lineage: Eukaryota; Viridiplantae; Streptophyta; Magnoliopsida; Caryophyllales; Amaranthaceae
Product: mechanosensitive ion channel protein 10-like
Exons: 5
Coding region: 599-2764 (721 amino acids)
Biological process (GO): monoatomic anion transport; transmembrane transport; detection of mechanical stimulus
Cellular component (GO): plasma membrane
Molecular function (GO): mechanosensitive monoatomic ion channel activity
Source: RefSeq, a predicted model, not a curated record
AAAAAAAUGGCAUAACCAGUGUGACAUCUAAGGACGAUAACGCUUGGCUGGACCAGGAAUGGCGGGCGGAGAAAAACUCUUGAAUGGGAAGACAGAGACCAGAUAGUAAAGGAUAGUGUUUGAAAAAUAAAUAAAUAAAUAAAGCUGAUAAUUCCUUCUAAGGAGAAAACUAGCUGAAAAAUGUCACUUUUGUUGUUACCUUCUUAGCUGUACUCUCCUUAACCACCCAAAAACUUGGAAAUAACGGCCCCUUAAUUUUUAUGCACUACAUAUUCACUGGAUUUUUAUUCUUAUUUGCAGGGGAUUAUGUAUGCAUUCAUCACUCAUCACACAUUCAGUGACCUAAUUCUUUAAAUUUGGUAUGUUUCAAUUUCAAGUUUAUUUAUUUAUCAUUUUUCACAUCUUUUAAGAAAUACCCAACAAUCAAAUGGUGUUUUAAGUAUCAAAAUGGUGAGAAUCGCACCCCAAUUAGAAGAAUGAAAGAAAAAACCGUCAAUCAGUAAGUUAACCCAUUUUCUCGAGUGAGUUUUUUCUUGAUUGAAUUGGGAAUUUUAGUUCUUGAUUGAAUUGUUGUUGUUUUUAGUGGAUUGUUGAUUGAAUGACAAUGGAGGGUAGAAGAGAAUUUUUAAGGAACAGUGAAAAUAAUGAUGUUGUAGUAUCCAUGAAUGCUCAAAUGUCUCCUGAUAUUACUCCAAAAAUAAGCCCCUUUUCAACUCCCCAAAGAUAUCAAAGAGUCCCAAUCCCAAAUGAGUUCAUAAGAAAGUACACUUCACUAAAAAGCUCCGGUUUAUCGAAACCUAAAUCGAGACUAGUUGAGCCACCAUCGCCUAGAGAUGAAACAUUAGAGGUUGAUAGCGCGAAUAUAGUAAGUAGUUCAAAAUCCCCUCUUAGAAAUACACCCAAAGUGUCUCCUAGAGUUGGUGUAGGCACUCCCAAAUCACCCUUUUCAACCCAAGGAAAAUACGGAAAGGAUGAAGAGGAAGUUUACAAAUCGGUUAUUCUUCAAGAAAAUCGAAAAUCUCGAAAGAAUUUCUUGGUCUUACUAGAAUGGAUUGUAUUGAUUAGCUUGAUAGGUUUAUUGAUCAAUAGCUUAACUAUCCACCAAUUGAAGGAUAUCUCAAUAUGCGGUUUAGAACUUUGGAAAUGGUGUGUUCUUGUAAUUGUGAUGUUUUGUGGUCGCUUGGUGACCGGAUGGUUCAUGACCAUUGUAAUUUACUUGGUGGAACGAAAAUUUUUGUUUAAGAAGAAAGCUAUAUAUUUUGCUUAUGGACUAAGGAACAGUGUACGCGUUUUCCUUUGGUUAAGUUUUGUACUUAUAGCAUGGAUUUUGUUAGUUAUACAUCGGAACCAUAGAACAAAAAGAACGAAAAAAGUGUUACAUUAUAUAACUAUGAGUAUUUCGGGGAGUCUAGUAGGGGCUGCAACAUGGCUAGUGAAGACGAUACUGAUUAAAACGUUAGCUUUAUCGUUCCAUGUUAAGAGGUUCUUUGAUCGGAUUCAAGAGUCAUUGUUGCAUCAAUAUGUUUUGCAAACGCUUUCUGAGCCACCGUGUAUGGAGAUGACAGAAAUUUCAGGCAGAUCAAGAUAUGGUGGUCAGCUGAAUUUAGAGCGAAGAACAAAAGGUGACGGAGUAAAAGAAGAUGUUAUCAACAUGGGCAAGCUUCACAAUAUGAACCGAGAAAAAGUGUCUGGAUGGACUAUGAAACGGUUGAUCAAGGUCAUAAGACGAACAAAUUUGUCUACGAUUUCUAUUGCUGCUAACUUUGGGGAUGAUCAUGAUAUCGGUAAGCAGUAUGAAGAUAUCACUAGUGAAUGGGAAGCAAAACUUGCUGCUGUUAAGAUCUUCCACAAUAUUGCUAAACCGGGUUGCAAGUAUAUUGAAGAGGAAGAUCUGUUGCGUUUCAUGAAAACCGAUGAGGUGAAGCAAGUGUUUCCUUCGUUCGAGGGGGCUAUUGAAACAGGAAGGAUCACGAAAUCUGCUAUGCAGAAAUGGGUGGUUGAUGCUUACCAGGAGCGGAAAAUUCUAGCUCUAUCGUUAAAUGACACAAAAACUGCAGUCGAAGAAUUAAAUAAAGUUGUUUCAAGCAUAGUCUUGAUAGAAAUUAUCAUUGUGUGGAAUCUUAUGAUGGAAUUCUUAACCCCAAGAAUACUUGUCUUCAUUUCAGCUCAACUGUUGCUUGCUGUGUUUAUGUUUGGCAACUCCGCCAAAACUGUUCUCGAGGCGAUUAUAUUUGUGUUUGUAAUGCAUCCAUUUGAUGUGGGUGACCGUUGUGUGAUUGAUGGUGUUCAGAUGGUUGUUGAAGAGAUGAACAUAUUGACGACGAUCUUCUUAAGAUAUGAUAACGAAAAGAUUACGUAUCCAAAUUCUGUUCUGGCAACCAAACCCAUCAGCAAUCUCAAUCGAAGCCCAGAAAUGAGUGACUCGGUGGAGUUUUCUAUCGACUUUUCAACUACAGUCGAUACCAUUGCUGCUCUAAAGACUAAGAUUAAAUUAUACAUAGAAAGCAAACCAGAAAUAUGGCGUCCAAGUCAUAGCGUGCAGCUGAUAGACAUAGUGAACAUUAACAACAUUAAGAUGGCUCUUUACAUCACCCACACGAUCAAUUUUCAGAAUAUUGGCGAAAAAGGCACCAGAAAGUCUGAUCUCGUCUUGGAAUUGAAGAAAAUAUUCGAGGAGUUGGGCAUCAAAUAUGAUCUUCUGCCACAGGAAGUGCAAAUCAGGUAUGUUGAUGCACCUGUAUGUGCUUCUGUGCCUCGGUUAUGAUCAAUUAUUCGACUGCAAGAAGUCAUACAUCUCAUGCUUAUGCGACUAGCCUGAUCUCUUGGAAGGAAUAUCAAUGUACAUGCUCGUAUAUAUGACUCCUUAUAGAAAUGCCCAUGACGAUUUGGUGUUUUUAAUCCUGAAACAGUGUGAAAUUCUUUCUGAAGUACGUUUUGGUGUCGCACCACAUUUGUUGCUUGUUUUGUGAUUAAGAUUUUGACGAUUAUUAAUACCUAUUGUGUCGAGAUCUUUUUGGUUAUUAUGAGCGUAUUCUGUUGUUAAUGGCAACAGAGAAUCAGUGAGACGAGAUUAUGGUAGGAAUGUUAUAAAGGUAUUAGAGAAUGUAUACACCGUAAUUACACAAUAUUAUAGUUAAUAACAAAUGAGCAUCAGUGUAG